UCUAACUUCAAACUAUUGGGAUGGUUGAAAUGACAGCCUUCCUUUAAUAAAAUGUGAAUGUCUUUGUAUUUAAUAAAUUGAUUUAAAAAAAAAAAAAUGAGAGGAAAAAUCAGAAAUGGGAAAUGGAGAUCAUGAGAAUGGCACAUAUCAACUAAACGGCAAAAAUAUAUAUUGCAGCUUUCAGGAUGUUCCCUAUUGGCUAUUACAUAGCAUCUUCUAGCUUUGAGAUUUCUCUCUGUUAGUAUUCUUAGAAUUUACAAUCAGGUGGCAGAGUUGGCCAAUAGAGAGGCUGUGGUGAAGGAUAUUCAAUAGUUUUACAAAUGUUUGGGUUUGACAGGUAGAUGGAUGUCUUGGCAGAGUCUGGAUCCCUAGCAACCCUUGCCUGUAAGUUAUUUAUGAACAUUAGCUUGGAUAACAGGCAGCGAACUCUGAAUCUUAUACUCUUUUCUUCCUGUAUUGUUUUGGUUCCUUCAUUUCAAUGUACAAAAAAAUGAAUGGCAAGACAAAGCACAUUGUUGGUGUUUGAAAAGCAGUAGAAAUCAUGUUCUGGAAAGCAAGUAAACUUUGAAACGGGAAGCUUUUAUAGUCAAAGGUUAAGAUUCUCCUGAAUACUCUCUUGCUACAGGUUAUGAGUCUUUGGAAUAGCAUAAUGGGGAUGAUAAAAGAUUAUGUACUCUUUGAUUUGUAAUAGAAGAAAUAUGAGAUGGAAUAUACGAAGUGAUAGUCACUUGUUCAAUGAUUCUAUUGACAGAGAAGAGAAUCAAGAUGGAGAAAGCAAUGCAGGUAUUUGAGGCCAAAGAAGAGUACUUCAUCCAGAAUGGAGCAAUCUUACUAGAGAAGCAAAUCUCCUGCAACCAAGGUAGAGAUAUAGAGACAAUUGGGGUUUUCUUUGCCAAGGACAUUCAACAAGCUGAAAAUAACUAUGAUCCUGAUCUAAUACUUGGUGCUGAAAUUGGAACAGUCUACAAAGGAAAACUAGAUGAUCGGCAAGUUGCUAUUAAAGUUAAAGGCCCUCUUAGACUUUGGUCCUUUGAGAAGACAAUAGAUUUCUUCUUAAAUCAAGUUGCAAUAAAACAAUUGAUCAGUAACAAGAAUGUUUUCAGAAUCUAUGGUUGCUGCCUGGAAACUGAAAUUUCCAUCCUGGUUUUUGAGCUCAUCUCCAACAACACUCUUUUUGAUAAUCUCCAUGGUAAAGGCAAAUGGGUUCCUCGCCUGAUCUCAUGGCUUGACCGUGUGAGAAUUGCCGUGGAGACAUACUAUGCUAUUUGUUACAUGCAUUGUGGCAGGUCAAGACCAAUAGUACAUUUGGAUAAAUCUUUCACUGCCAAACUAUCUAAUUUUGGUUUUGUGGUUUCAAUUGCACCAGGAGAAAGACUUUUUUCAAGGUAAUUCAGUUUUGGAUAAGAGCAGCUUAUAAAAUUCAAUUAACCCUUGGUUAGCACAAUUAGUUGGUGACCACCAUUCAAUUCUUAUAAAAUUCAAGAUUUGUGGCUUUCUAGAUGAGUCAAAUGAAUAUCUUAAACGACCAGACCUGUGGUCAAUUAGCAUAAGAGCAGCUUGAGAAUACUGAAAUGUUUUAGAUUGGGUUGAUUGGAUUGAAUUGUAAUUUUAUGCGACUAUUGUUUGGCAUUUACUUUACUAGGUUGAAUUUAUUGUGUCUUCA
Quercus robur (English oak) is the source of this 1663-nucleotide messenger RNA. Its product is annotated as wall-associated receptor kinase-like 8. Gene Ontology annotation, cellular component: plasma membrane. Gene Ontology annotation, biological process: protein phosphorylation; cell surface receptor signaling pathway. Bases 736 to 1389 code for a protein of 217 amino acids. Lineage: Eukaryota; Viridiplantae; Streptophyta; Magnoliopsida; Fagales; Fagaceae. The transcript has 3 exons. Gene Ontology annotation, molecular function: ATP binding; protein serine/threonine kinase activity. The record is from RefSeq and is a predicted model, not a curated record.